This is a messenger RNA of Zychaea mexicana, 666 nucleotides long. RefSeq names its product emp24/gp25L/p24 family/GOLD-domain-containing protein. The transcript has 6 exons. The coding region runs from base 1 to 666 and encodes 221 amino acids. Gene Ontology annotation, cellular component: COPII-coated ER to Golgi transport vesicle; Golgi apparatus; endoplasmic reticulum-Golgi intermediate compartment. Gene Ontology annotation, biological process: Golgi organization; endoplasmic reticulum to Golgi vesicle-mediated transport; intracellular protein transport. NCBI's taxonomy places the organism in Eukaryota, Fungi, Mucoromycota, Mucoromycetes, Mucorales, Lichtheimiaceae. The record is from RefSeq and is a predicted model, not a curated record.
AUGACCAGUGCAUCAUCGACGCGGCUUUUGACCGCAUUGCUACUAGUUUCUCUCGCCAUCUUUGCACAAGUAUCCGAUGCUCUGUAUUUCUACCUCGAAGGAACAGAAAAGAAAUGCUUUCUCGAAGAAUUGCCAAAGGAAACCAUGGUCACUGGAACAUACAAAGCCGAACAGUUUUCUGCUGUUCAGAACCAAUGGAUUGUGAAUCCCGACGUGCGCAUCCAAAUCACUGUUGAGGAACUUCCCCAAGAACACGUUGUAGUGGAAAGACAAAAUGCAGCUUCGGAUCGCUUCACAUUUACUUCGGCUGAUUCGGGUGAUCACUCGAUUUGUUUGUCGGUCGUGAGCAGCUCGUGGUUCGAUUCAACCAAGACUCGUAUGACAUUUGAUAUGGACUUUGAUGAUCCCUCUAGCGACCACCAUGAUCACAAGGAAACAUUGGGUGCCAUGGCAAUGCGUAUUCACGAAUUGAAUCAACGCGUUCAAGAUAUCCGCAGAGAGCAAGCUUUCCAAAGAGAACGGGAAGCCGAAUACCGUGAUCAAUCCGAACUGACUAACUCGCGUGUAGUUUGGUGGACGAUCAUGCAAAUUGUAGUAUUAGGUGCUAUUUGUGUGUGGCAGAUGCGUCACUACAAGAGCUUCUUUGUAGCCAAGAAGCUCGUUUAA